GUCUACAUAAACUAAUAUCAUUUCUCCAUUCCUCAAAAACAGUUUCACAAUGAGGUUUGCUUUCGUUGCCUUCUUAGCUAUUACAUUAGUAAUGUGUGGUAUUGUAAAUGUUGGAAAUGUUGAGGCAAAACGUGUAUUAUCCGAAGAAACUCCUCAAGUUGUUGUGUUACACCAUAAUGAAGCUUUGCAACAAGUUGAGAAACGAGAAGGUCUUGGGUGCGACAAAGGGUGUGAACUGAUAUGUUUUCCUGAUCCAGUUAAUCCUUCAUGCCGUUGUAUAUGCUAAUAAUUUUGUAUUAUCCUCUCGUUUAAUCCAGUAAAUAAGAUAUAUUUUCAUUAAUAAAAUAAA
Messenger RNA from Capsella rubella, 349 nucleotides. RefSeq lists its product as uncharacterized. Lineage: Eukaryota; Viridiplantae; Streptophyta; Magnoliopsida; Brassicales; Brassicaceae. The transcript is spliced from 3 exons. The record is from RefSeq and is a predicted model, not a curated record. Bases 50 to 286 code for a protein of 78 amino acids.